Molecule: messenger RNA, 2451 nt
Organism: Penicillium vulpinum
Lineage: Eukaryota; Fungi; Ascomycota; Eurotiomycetes; Eurotiales; Aspergillaceae
Product: GH92 family glycosyl hydrolase
Exons: 10
Coding region: 1-2451 (816 amino acids)
Biological process (GO): protein quality control for misfolded or incompletely synthesized proteins; carbohydrate metabolic process; glycoprotein catabolic process
Cellular component (GO): nucleus; cytosol
Molecular function (GO): carbohydrate binding; peptide-N4-(N-acetyl-beta-glucosaminyl)asparagine amidase activity
Source: RefSeq, a predicted model, not a curated record
AUGCAUCUGCGGCCUACACUGCCCUUGGUUCCAGGAGUAUUAUUCCUCUACGCCAUAUCCGCAAUAGCAACGCAGGUAGAUCUCUCACAGUAUGUGAAUCCGCUGAUCGGCUCGGAAGGCCCUGAUCCUGGAACAGCUUUCGGAGGAGGCGAUAUAUUCGUGGGGGGUGCACUACCAUUCGGUGUGGUCAAGGUUGGAAUUGACUCGACUGCUGCAAAUUGGAGCACUGCCACUCUGAAUGGCGGAUGGACCCCCGAUGGGAAUGUCACGGGUAUAAGUAUGAUGCAUGAGAGUGGAACUGGUGGAGCGCCAAAGUAUGGGCUAGUCUCACAGAUGCCGCUGACGUCUGUGGAUUCACCGGUCAACGUGCUUGAUAAUUUGACUUACAGUCAGCCGAGGGUGGGUGAAGAUACUGCCAAAGUGGGCUAUUUCAAGACUCAUUUGGAGAAUGGAAUCACGGUAGAAUUGUCGGCGUCGCGCCAUGCUGGCAUCAUGGAAUAUUCUUUUCCUGAUGGGGAGAAAUAUAUCCUUGUAGAUGUUUCCCAUUAUUUACCCGGUAACCCUGGAAAGGCAAAUGGCCAAUUCUUUGCUGGAGGUGAGAUUCAGAUGGAAGCCGAUGGCAAGGCAUACAGUGGGUAUGGGACGUAUGUUGGAGGUUGGAAUAACGGUGCUCCAUUCACUGUCUACUUCUACGGAGAAUUCUCCAAGUCCCCAGACAAUUCCCAGACAUUCUCUGGCGCGAACACAGAUCAUAUGCCACGCUAUCAGAAUCUAGCCAACGGCGGGAUAAGUGAGCCAACAUACAAAAACACAUCCAGCAAAGUAACAUCCGGACCAAUGAACAACCGGAUCGGAUUGCUGUUGAGCUGGAACCAUGGCCCUGCCUCACAUAUCAGCUCGCGCGUCGGUAUCUCGUUCAUAUCCACUGACCGGGCCCGCUCAUAUAUACAAACAGAAAUUCCCUCGUGGAAUCUGGGCGACACAGUAGCCGCUGCUGUGAAGGAGUGGAAUAAAGAUGUUUUCAAUAAGAUUCAAGUGCCACUGGAUGACUCUGCCAACUUGACUCAUGUUAGGUUGUUGUACAGCUCUUUGUAUUUCAUCCAUUUGAUGCCUUCCGACCGAGCAGAGGAGAACCCUUUGUGGGAAUCGGCGGAGCCUUACUGGGAUGACUUUUACACAAUGUGGGACAUCUUCCGCUGUACGGUCAGCUUCUACCAUAUUUUCCAGCCCGAAUACUACGAGUCAAUGAUACGAGCCUUGAUUGAUAUCUGGAAACACUCGGGAUACUUGCCAGAAGGGCGUUCGGGAAACUGGAACGGGCUAGUCCAAGGCGGCUCUGAUGCAGACAACGUGCUAGCAGAUGCCUAUGUCAAAGGCUUAAGGGGCGCAAUCAACUGGACAGAGGGCUAUGAAGCCAUGAAAAAGGACGCGGAAGUAACGCCGUACAAUACAUUUGACCCAACAGACUUUACAGCAAGCACGAAAGAAGGCCGUGGUGCGCUCAAUGAUUGGAAGGAACUUGGAUACGUGUCACAAGAUCGGAACACGCGCUGCAUAUCACGCACAGUUGAAUACAGCCUCAAUGAUUUUGCAGUCAGUCAGGUCGCCGCUGGAGAAAUGCCCAGUGACCAGGAGAAGUAUCUCAACCGAUCAGCCGGAUGGCAAAAUAUCUGGAAUCCAGAUGUGAAGAGCUUAGACUUCACUGGAUUUCUGGCACCUCGCUUCUCCAAUGGGUCUUUCAAUAACAGCGGAUAUGAUCCGCUCUACUGCUAUAAGUGUGAGUGGCAGGAUUAUACUUAUGAGGGUACUCCAUGGGAAUACUCUUUCGUCAUUCCCCACGAUGUGAAGACUCUCAUAAAAUUUAUGGGAGGACCCAAGACCUUCGAAUCACGACUGGACCUGAUGUUUAAACCAAACAUGUCUGUUCAAAGCCUUGGUGUAAAUGGCGCCGGCAUUGACACAUUGAUGAAUAUUGGCAACGAACCCGAUUUCGCUACGCCAUAUCUUUACAACUACAUCAAUAAUCAAGCCAAGAGUGUUUACCAGUCACGUAGCCUGGCUACCCAAUAUUUCAAGGAUGCUGCCUACGGAAUCCCUGGAAACAGCGAUGCUGGCGCUAUGAACUCCUGGCUCCUAUGGCAAAUGCUCGGGAUCUAUCCGAUUGUCACGCAGCCUGUAUAUCUUCUCUCAUCACCGUGGUUCCCAGAUCUCAACAUGACGAUCAAUGGAAAUAAGACGCUGCGCAUCUCCGCAUCUGGUCUAGAGAAAGGGUACUAUGUCCAGAGUGUUAAGAUAAAUGACGAGCCAUGGAAAAAGAACUGGUUCAAACACGAUGAUGUUAUGACGAAUGGCGGCACGAUUGAAUUUGAGCUUGGGGAUAAUGCGAAGGCAUGGGAGACCGGGGAGGUUCCGCCUUCUCCUGGACAUGUCCGAUUUGAUAAUGAUUAUUAG